This is a messenger RNA of Acipenser ruthenus (sterlet), 3705 nucleotides long. Its product is annotated as A disintegrin and metalloproteinase with thrombospondin motifs 5-like. NCBI's taxonomy places the organism in Eukaryota, Metazoa, Chordata, Actinopteri, Acipenseriformes, Acipenseridae. Gene Ontology annotation, molecular function: zinc ion binding; metalloendopeptidase activity. Bases 483 to 3245 code for a protein of 920 amino acids. The record is from RefSeq and is a predicted model, not a curated record. The transcript has 8 exons. Gene Ontology annotation, biological process: proteolysis; extracellular matrix organization.
AUGAAAUAGCCCAGGCAGGAAUGACAUUCCGCUAUAAAUUCAUUGUUCAGCCUCUUCUCAUCUUCAGAGUACACUCUCAAUUCUCCGCGUUCGCAUUGGGGCACUCGGAUUGGGGAUACAAACAAACGCCAAGGACAGCUGUGUGAGGCGGCGUGUUAGAGGGCUGAGAAUAGACGCAGCACUUGACUCGAUGCUUUGAUUCUUUUUGCACGAGUUCGCAGAGAGGGAGAGAGAGAGAACAGGACUUGUUUGUUGCUGCUGCUGUUUAAGUGGAAACUUUGUGUUUUGUUUGAAAAAGUUCACUGCAUUACCGAUCAGCCUUAUUUUUUUUCUCUCUCGUCUUUUUAUACUUUUCUGGGAGAAUAUAAGCAGUAAAAGGCAAUGUGCUAGACAAUUGGUCACGGUCCUUCCUUUUUAAGUUGUUAUGAAGAUUUUUAAGUUAUUACUUUUACAUUGAAAACUUUUUGUGUGCUCAGAGUAUAAUGCAAUACAUUUAUUUUAUGUUUUUGGCUAAAGACAAAAACAUGGUGCUAUUAAAAUUGUUUUUGCUGUGCACUUUGGAGUUACACCUGGGCACCUCUCUUCCUAACACCAAUCUCACUCCUGGCACUGACUUACCACCAGCUGCCAGUAGGCUGCUGACAUCUCGUAAGACACACUAUCCCAGGAGCAAAAAUGGGAUCGUUCAAAACAUUGACCAGAUCUACUCGGGUGAUGGCAAGAUUGGUUACAUCCUCUAUGCAGAUGGUAAGAAAUUCCUUUUGGAUAUGGAAAGGGACGAGUCCAUUCUUUCUCACCACUUCAGCACCAAGUAUGUAGGAGCGCUCCAAGGGGAUGCGCACCUGGGGGCCCUGCACAAGGAGUGCUUCUACCGGGGCACUGUAGACUCCAACCCUGAAUCUCUGGCUUUGUUCAACCUCUGCGGGGGAGUAGAGGGCUUUUUUGCGGUGAAGCAUGCCCGCUAUACGAUAAAGCCACUGAUCAGGGCUAACGGACGAGAGAAUGAGGUGUAUGGUGCAGAGGGGGAUUUGGACCGCGGUUUGCAUUACUACACUCGGGAGAGGUUUCGUUUCGAGGCUGUGCCGAUGCGAGAGAGCUGCGGGACUCCGGGUGGCAAGGGAAAACGACGGAGUGUUUUGGGAAAAAUCACGGGUCCCUUCAAGAAGGACAGCCAGGAGAGGUGGUGGUGGGGCUCCAGGGAGGCUAAUUCUGCCUCAGGGAGACGACCCCGUCGGUCUGUUUCAAGAGCGAGGCAUGUAGAACUCCUGCUGGUGGCCGACGAGUCCAUGUCCAAGAAGUAUGGCAAGGACCUGCAACACUACCUCCUAACACUGGCUUCCAUUGCCUCCAGGCUCUAUGGGCACGCCAGCAUAGAGAACCCUAUCCAGCUGGCAGUGGUGAAAGUGGUGGUUGUCACUGAUAAGGAAAAGGGUCUGGAGAUCAGCAAGAACGCAGCUUCCACCCUCAAGAGCUUUUGCAAGUGGCAAAACCAGCAGAACCAACUGGAUGACGACCACGAAGAGCACUAUGAUGCUGCCAUUCUGUUCACCAGGCAGGACCUGUGCGGACACCACUCCUGUGACACGCUGGGCAUGGCAGACCUGGGCACCAUCUGCUCCCCCGAGAGGAGCUGUGCUGUCAUUGAGGACGACGGCCUGCACGCUGCCUUUACCGUGGCACACGAGAUUGGUCAUCUCCUAGGGCUGUCCCACGACGACUCCAAGUACUGCGAGGAGAACUUUGGAACCAUGGAGGACAAGCGUCUCAUGUCAUCCAUCCUGACCAGCAUCAACGCCUCCAAACCCUGGAGCAAGUGCACCUCCAGCACCAUCACAGACUUCUUUGACGAUGGGCACGGCGAGUGUCUACUGGAUCCCCCACGACGCCCUCUACUGGGCCCGGAGGAGCUGCCUGGUCAGAGCUAUGAUGCAAUCCGGCAAUGCAAGCUGGCGUUCGGACCCGAGUACACGGUGUGCCCCGGCAUGGACGUGUGUGCACGGCUGUGGUGUGCGGUGAUUCGGCAGGGACAGAUGGUCUGCCUCACCAAGAAGCUGCCCGGCGUGGAGGGGACGCCCUGUGGCAAGGGACGCAUCUGUCUCCAUGGCAAGUGCGUGGACAAGACCAGGAAGAAGUACUACUCUGCCUCGAACCAUGGUAGCUGGAGUUCCUGGGGGUCGUGGGGGCAGUGUUCUCGAACCUGUGGAGGGGGUGUGCAGUUUGCUCGGCGGCAAUGCAACAACCCAGCCCCACGCAACAACGGCAGAUACUGCACCGGUAAACGAGCCAUCUACCGCUCCUGCAAUGAAGGGCCCUGCCCCGCAAACAGUAAAAGUUUCCGGCUUGAGCAGUGUGAGGCGCGGAACGGGUACCAGACUGACCCCAAGGGAGUGAAGACUUUUGUUGAGUGGGUCCCCAAAUACGCUGGCGUCCUGCCAGGAGACAUGUGCAAGCUGACCUGUCGCGCCAAGGGCACCGGUUACUACGUUGUCUUCUCUCAGAAGGUGACUGAUGGGACAGAGUGCCGGCCCUACAGCAACUCGGUGUGUGUGAGAGGGAAGUGUGUCCGGACAGGCUGUGACGGGAUCAUCGGCUCCAAGCUGCACUUCGAUAAGUGUGGAAUCUGCGGGGGAGACAACUCUGGGUGCAUCAAGGUCGUUGGCAACUUCACUAAGAAAAGUAAGGGAUACACGGAUGUGGUGACGAUCCCAGAGGGUUCUACGCACAUCAAGAUCCGUCAGUUCAAGCCCAAAGACCAGCCACGUUACACCGCCUACCUGGCACUCAGGAAGAAGAGCGGCGACUACCUGGUGAACGGCAAAUUCAUGAUCUCCACCUCAGAAAGCAUCAUCGACCUCAAUGGCACGAUCAUGAACUACAGUGGAUGGAGCCAGCGUGACGAUUUCCUGCACAGCAUGGGCCCGGGCUCACUGCGGGAGGUCAUCAUUGUGCAGAUCCUGGCCACCGACGCGCGCCAGGCCCUCGACGUACGCUACAGCUUCUUCAUGCCCAAGAAACUGGCCCUGCCAGCGUCCGCGACUCCCCAGGGCAAGGGACACAAGGCACUGGCGCCACCACAAACCCCACAGUGGGUGACAGGGCCCUGGCUGGCCUGCUCUCGGACCUGCGACACAGGCUGGCAGACACGGACUGUGCAGUGCCAAGACAGGCCCAACAAACUGGCCAAGGGGUGCCAGCUGAAGCAGAGACCCUCUGCCUUUAAACAGUGUCUGCUAAAAAAGUGUUGAAGCCUGUGGUUCCGAACUCUAUUUGUGUAUCAUAUUAUUGUUGUUAAUAUUAUUGUUAUUAUUUCUAUUAUUACUGUCUGUUUUUUUGUUGUUGUUUUGUUUUUUUAACAAUGUGAGGGCUGUGACAGGGUGAUCAGACAGGAGUUCUGGAGUGCAGCAAAGCCUCACUGAUUCCAAACAGUAGUAGGCCUUGGUUUGAGUUUUUUGGGGAUUCAGCUGUGUUACAGCAUUGGCCACAGAAAACAUACUGGAUCAGUUGCAGCGUACCAGUGCGCUUCAAGCGGACUAACUUCAGGACUAGAAAACCCCAAUGAACUGAGCAAAAUGUGUCCCAAUUGCAGCGUACGAUUAAUUAGUUUAAAUGAUCUGAUCAAGUGGACUAAGUUAGACUGAUCAUGGGAACCAACCCUGAGACCAGUAUAUUGAAAAUAAAAAACAGAAUCUUAGACUAUUUAAAGAA